UUUCAUAUCCGUCAAAGACACAUGUUGAAAUGGGCGUGAUCCUUACAUUCGUAAGCAUUUGUUUUGGAACAGGUGAGAUUUCCCUCCGCCAUUCAGAACGGAAAAAGGAACAGAGUUUUCCAUUUUAUCGACAUUCUUCUCAAGGAAAAGAUCGGCUAUGAUGCGGGACCGAGCUCAUCUGCGUGGGAGUCUGGUGAACAAAGCAGCAGAAUUAUUUAGCCUUUGUGAUCCAGAGGGUAAAGGAUAUGCAACCAAAAGUGAUCUACAAACGCUGAGAUGUGAGCUCCCGCUGCCCCCAGAGCAGUUAGACAUUGUAUUUGACGCUUUAGAUGCAAACAGUGAUGGGAAACUCACGUUGCAAGAAUUUACGGAUGGUUUUGGGUUAUUUUUAGGAAUUGACACAUUACCAAAUAAUGGUGCUGAAAGUGAUCAACAAGCUGAAAACGAAGAAGAUGAAGAAAUUUUAGAAGAACUGUUGGAUCACCUAGGUGCUAGGAAUCUUUUCACAGAUGAGGACUAUGUCCGAGAAAUGUGGCGACGUGUCCGAAAGGAAGAUCCCGUGAUGCGAUCGAAUUUCGAAAACUUCAUUUCAAAGAUGGCAGCCGACCUGAAGGAAUCGGCGAUAGAACAGUCAAGUUUACAUACUACCCUAAAGAACCGUAAGCAAGAGCACGAAAUUCAAGUGCAAACUCUGUACAUGGAAAUGGAAGAACAGCUCAGAAUAGAGAAAGAAAAAUUACUUGAUCAGGAACAACGAAAAGAGCAAAAAAUGCGGAAUGAAUUGGAGACGGAACUUGAACUUAAGGACCAGCAAUUAUCAGAAUUAUUGUCUAAACAUGCUGAGAUGGAAAAACAACUCGCAGAAUUAGAUAGUAAGAAUUCAGAAAAGAAAUACGAUAAUGUAAAACUUCAAAAAGACAGAGACAUGUUAGAGAAUAGACUUUCCGCAUCAGAAAAAAUGCUCCACGAGAUGAAGAACAGCCUCGACUUGCUAAGAAAGCGCAGUUUAGAGGAGAAACGAGCCAGAGCGCAAGCGGCUAUAAGAGUAUCUGAAGGAAUUGCCAUAGAGCGAGAAAAUUUGGUUUCAGAAUUAAAUCAUCUCAAGGAAGUCAACAAACAGCUGCAAGAUGAAAAAGAUGAACUCGUUCAAACUACAGCUCAAACUGUUCAACAGCUCAUUGCAAGUUCUGCCUCGCCGAGUCCAAAGAGAGCUCGUUCCAAACAUGAAACUAAAGCAUCACCAGAAAGAAGUAGCGCACCGUUUUCAAAUGUAGAGAAAGAUUUAAACGUAGGUCUUAAGGAUUUGAAUCUAACAGAGAAGUCUGAAACGGAAACGACUAGGAAGAGAGGAAGAAGUGAUGCUUUAUCUCAUCCUUUGGAACAAGAUUCAAGCGAUGAUGCGACAAGCCCUUACGUCGAAAAACAGAUAAAAUCAUUGAACACAUUUGGUAUAAAAGCAUACGUGGAAGAGGUUACCAGUGACACUGACAUCCAAAAUAAUCUAAACAUACCAUCGAGCAAGAAAGGGGAUUCAAAGUAUGACAGAAACUCAAAUGCUCCGAGGUUAGUGUUUGCUGGGUAAAAGCCUAAGUACAUCUAGACGACGAACUUCUCCAAGAACAUCUCCUCCAGUAUUAAAAAAGAUUCUGCCAACAAUGAAAACAUCAAUAGACGUAAGUUAUUAAUCAAUA
This is a messenger RNA of Parasteatoda tepidariorum (common house spider), 1691 nucleotides long. Lineage: Eukaryota; Metazoa; Arthropoda; Arachnida; Araneae; Theridiidae. The record is from RefSeq and is a predicted model, not a curated record.